Molecule: messenger RNA, 1719 nt
Organism: Oncorhynchus keta (chum salmon)
Lineage: Eukaryota; Metazoa; Chordata; Actinopteri; Salmoniformes; Salmonidae
Product: dentin sialophosphoprotein-like
Exons: 3
Coding region: 124-1173 (349 amino acids)
Biological process (GO): odontoblast differentiation; dentinogenesis
Cellular component (GO): nucleus; cytoplasm
Molecular function (GO): collagen binding
Source: RefSeq, a predicted model, not a curated record
UCAAGAGUUUAAAUAGCCAACCACAACCACACACACUCCUUUAAACCACAAGUUUACCAGAAGACGAGGAAGGUGACACCACCAGGAUAUUACAGGACACAAUACCUGACAGUGAGAGACGACAUGAUGAAGAUCAAACUGCUUCUGCUGAUCUGGACUGCAUCUGUGAACAGCCUGCCGUGGCAAGCCUCCCCCCUGUCUGGCGUCAGCCCCUGGGGGAUAGGAGAGGGUCACGAGAGGGGAGAGGACCCAGACGGCAGCUCAGCCCGGACUGGCCACGACAGUAGAGAGGGAUGGGGUCUCGCCUUAGAUGGGUUUCCGGGAGUCACGCCUACCACCUUCCCUCAACCAACCAGAGCACAGGACAGUGGCCCCUCUCCCAGACCUACUUACGUGAGGAGGGGACGUAGUCUCAAGGUUGAUGACAUCGCCAGCAAUGACAUUACAGAGGAGCAGCUGACAAUGUCCUAUAAAACUCUUCCUGGUUACAGUGAGGACCGGUUUGGUGAUUAUGGGAUGCAGAGGGACUCACCCGGCAGUGAAUCGCAUACCGGGAAAGACCCGACAGAUCACAAUGACUCCUCCAAAUCAAGUGAUUCUGUUGACUCUAACACCUCUAGUGAUUCAAGUGAUUCCUCCAAGUCAAGUGACUCUAACACCUCUAGUGAUUCAAGCGAUUCCUCCAAGUCAAGUGAUUCUAGCGAUUCAAGUGAUUCCAGUGACUCAAGUGAUUCAAGUGACUCUAGCGAUUCAAGCGACUCUAGCGACUCUAGCGACUCUAGUGACUCUAGCGAUUCUAGCGACUCAAGUGACUCUAGCGAUUCUAGCGACUCAAGUGAUUCUAGCGACUCAAGCGAUUCUAGCGAUUCUAGCGACUCAAGUGAUUCUAGCGACUCUAGCGACUCAAGUGAUUCUAGCGACUCAAGUGAUUCUAGCGACUCAAGUGAUUCUAGCGACUCAAGUGAUUCUAGCGACUCUAGCGACUCAAGUGAUUCUAGCGACUCAAGUGAUUCUAGCGACUCAAGUGAUUCUAGUGAUUCAAGUGAUUCUAGCGACUCAAGUGACUCUAGUGACUCUAGCGACUCAAGUGACUCUAGUGAUUCAAGUGACUCUAGUGAUUCAAGUGAUUCUGGCAAUACAAGUGAGUCAAGCAACUCUAGUGAUUCUAAGUGAUUCUAAAAGUUAAAGGGAAUCAAUCUCCACAGACAAAUAACGGCAGUGACUCUAGUACCAGCUCGGCAGCGAGAGACAGAGAGGAGAGAGAGACAACAAGACAGAGAAAGACAGAGGUAGAGAGAGAGAGAGAGAGACAGAGAGAGAGAGAGACAGAGAGAGAGAGAGAGAGACAGAGAGAGAGAGAGACAGAGAGAGAGAGAGAGAGACAGAGAGAGAGAGAAACAGAGAGAACAAGACAGAGUGAGAGAGAGAGACAGAGAGAGAGAGAGAGACAGAGAGAGAGAGAGAGAGAGAGAGAGAGAGAGAGAGAGAACCAGACAGAGAGAGAGAGAACCAGAGAGAACCAGACAGAGAGAGAGAGAACCAGAGCCAGAUGUCAUACUAUGUCUCAAGCUUGUAGGACUGCAAUAGUACCUUUUUAUAUAGAUUAUAGAUAUAUUUUAUAUAGAUAUCUGAUAUGUGCUUUUCUAUGUGUGUCUCAUUUUACAGUUGUGUUUUUCAUGUUUACUAGUAAAUAAAGUGUUCCACAAUAAAACACUGGCC